Molecule: messenger RNA, 962 nt
Organism: Zerene cesonia (dogface butterfly)
Lineage: Eukaryota; Metazoa; Arthropoda; Insecta; Lepidoptera; Pieridae
Product: 15-hydroxyprostaglandin dehydrogenase [NAD(+)]-like
Exons: 5
Coding region: 31-846 (271 amino acids)
Cellular component (GO): cytoplasm
Molecular function (GO): oxidoreductase activity, acting on the CH-OH group of donors, NAD or NADP as acceptor
Source: RefSeq, a predicted model, not a curated record
UUCACAUACCGAGUUGUUUAUUGCCUUACAAUGUCGUGUGAUUUGAAAGAUAAAGUUGUUUUCAUCACGGGGGGAGCGAUUGGAAUAGGUGCAGUUUCCGUAAAAUUCUUUCUGGAAGAAGGAGCGAAGCAUGUCGCAGUUACCGACAUCGACGUCAAUAAUGGUAAACAACUAGAACAAGAACUAAAUUCUGAAUACCCUGGUCGAGUCUCUUUUAUUAAAUGUGACGUCACCAAUGAUGAAGAACUGUUUGCUGCUUACGAUCAGGUUUUGAACCAAUACGGUUAUAUCGACAUUGUUGUUAACAACGCGGGUCUGAUGAACGAUAGCCCUAAGGUGUACAAGAAGUCGAUUGAAGUGAACGUAACAGCACUUGUAACCAGUACCUUCAAAGCAUGGGAGUUCAUGCGCAAAGACAAGUCUGGACGAGGUGGCACUAUCGUCAACGUAGCGUCAAUUGCUGCAAUGAUCCAAGAUUCCUUCAUGCCUGUAUAUUACGCCACUAAGAGCGCUGUAUUGCAGUUCAGUAAUUGUAUUGGGGCAAAGGAAAAUUAUGAUAAGACUGGUGUGAAAGUAAUAGCGAUUUGCUACGGAGCAACAAGUACUAGUCUUCUGUCUAAACAAAAGCUGCAAAGCUUUACAGAUUUGUACCCAAAUGUGGAAGACAUCGUGAAGAAAUUUCCCGCCCAAAGCGUGGAGGCAGCUGCAAAGGGUUUAGUUGAGACUUGCAAAAGAGGCGAAAGUGGUAGCACUUGGCUCGUGAUCAACGGUAAAGCUGCUGAAGACGUUACUCCAGUUAUCCAGAACGCAUUUUCCGUUCUUUCUGAACCAGUAUAUCAGCAGUAAUUGUAGACAUUAUUUUGAUCCAAGUUCUUAAAUUUAUUUUCUUAUUAACAUUGGUUUGUCAUUUGUUUUUAUACAAAUUUGCUUUUUUUUAUAUUUCUGAAGCAGUGUCAGUCAAA